UCUGCACACUUUUUGCAUGGCAGUUAGAAAUGAAAUCAAAUCAAGCGGUACGCGCUCUUAAACAUUUUUAAUUACCAGAGGGAAAAUAACGUUCAGGUGUUUCAAGCUAAAAUAAUUGAUCUAUGAUAAUUCGUUAGAAGUACUGUUGAGUUCACGAUGAAGUUGCUACAUUGGUUUUUGAUUAUAGAUAUCAUUUUUAUUGUUGGUCAUGAUGCAUCCAAAAAUAAAGGAUUACUUGAUUCAGAUGUGAAAUCCAGCACCGCCUUCCCCGGUUUAAUUUACAAAGAUUUAUCAAAAAUAAAUACAGUUAUACAAGCUGCCGUAAAUGCAGUACCGCCUGAGAAAUCUUCAAGGAAUAUAAACGAGGGAAAUGAAGAAAGUGAAGAUAUUAUUAGAGCUCUUCAGAAUACACCACCAAUCAGAGGCAUGGGGACAUUAGACUGGUUCUUUCAGGAUGUUGUUCAAGUACCAGUUGAUAUAAUGAGCGAUAAUGCCAAAAAAAUAAAUGCUAAUUAAGAUGAAGGUGCGGAUUAUUGAAUUGGCUGGCUUGGCAAUUCUACGCCUAACUACGAUAAAGCCAAAAGAAAAAGAGUUGUUAGAAUAAUUAAAGACGUAAGUGCGUGAUAAAUAGGCAACUAACAACUUGAAAAUAUUCGUUUUAUUGAAUACCUGGAGGCUUUAUUGAGUGAUUUGAAAUAAAAAAAAUGAUUUUAUGUAUAGCCAGAUUCAUUAUCUAGAUGAUAUAAUAGAAAAAUUACAAGGUUGGAAAAGGAACAGUUACGUAUUUAAUUAUUUUAUUUUUUAAUAAUUAAAAAAUAAAAUAC
This is a messenger RNA of Aricia agestis (brown argus), 824 nucleotides long. RefSeq lists its product as uncharacterized. NCBI's taxonomy places the organism in Eukaryota, Metazoa, Arthropoda, Insecta, Lepidoptera, Lycaenidae. The transcript is spliced from 4 exons. Bases 157 to 516 code for a protein of 119 amino acids. The record is from RefSeq and is a predicted model, not a curated record.